Messenger RNA from Alternaria alternata, 297 nucleotides. RefSeq lists its product as hypothetical. The record is from RefSeq and is a predicted model, not a curated record. NCBI's taxonomy places the organism in Eukaryota, Fungi, Ascomycota, Dothideomycetes, Pleosporales, Pleosporaceae. The transcript is spliced from 2 exons. The coding region runs from base 1 to 297 and encodes 98 amino acids.
AUGCGUUUCUCGGCCGUCAUCCUCCCUGCCCUCGCUGGCCUAACAUUCGCCGCAGACCCAUCGACCAAUGCCUCCCCACCCAUGUCUUCCGUCGCAGCCUCCCUGUCAUCCGCAGCCUCGUCCAAGGCGGAGGAAACCAUGUCCAAAACCACUCCAGCAGCUACUCCCAGCACCACGGGUAAAGAACUCCACUCGUCUUCCACCGCUGUAUCGACGGGUGCUGCUAUUACUAUCAACGCUGGGGAAGCCGGUGGUGUGGUGGUAGCCGUACUGGGAGCUAUUGCUUGGGCGUUGUAG